UUCCAUUGUGAAUUUGUCAUUUGUCAUUUGUUAAAGAUGCACGUGUUAAAUGUAUGAAUUAAAAAUAUAGGUUAAAUCAAAUAUUUUUAAUAGUUAUUAAUAAAUACUUAGUUAAGAUGGUUAAAUCAAAGCAAACAGUAUCAAAUGAACAGAAAGCCACGAAGGUUGAUUUUAGUGAACAAAAACUUUAUUUUAGGAAGUUAAUAAAAGAAUCACAUUCCACAGUACCAAGAGGAAAACCAAAAUCCGGUAGAAUUUGGAAGUCUGAACGAAAGAAAUUCUCGUCUGUAAUAAAAACAAGAGGUAUCAAAAGCUCAUUUGAGAAAAAACAGGAAUUGAGGCAAAAGUUGAAACAAAUAAAAGAAUUGUCAAAUGCUAUAAAAGCAGAAAAACAGGAAGAGAAAGAAAAGAAAAAAGAAAGAAGGAGAGCUAAUUUGAAACGUCAAGAAGAAAACAGAUUGAAAUCUGAAGUUGUACAAGUAAUUACUAAUACAAAGAAAUUGAAGAAGGCCAAAAAGAAACACUUGAGAAAUAUUGAAAAGAGGGAUACCACAGUUGUAUCAAAGUAAACAGGUUCAAAUUUGAUUUAAAUUUUGUACUUUUUUGUGAUUAAAUUUAAUGCCAUUAAAAGUAAAAAUUUAUAAAAUAGAAUGGUACUAAAUUUUUCCUACUCUUGGAACUUAUGUGAUUAGGAAAUCUUGUAUAACCAAUAAAUAUUUCAAACAAUAGCUUUCUAAAAAGAUUACAUUUCAAAUCAAUUCACUAAUUUUCUAAAUUGUUAUCAAUAGCUUCAGAAUUGUUAGGAAUUUAUUCAAUGUUUGAGUGUCACAUUGAAUCAAUUUUUCAUCCAUUCCCAAGUUUUAUCAUAUUCUUGCUAGGAUUGAAAUUAAACACAAAUUUAAUUAACUGUUUAUUUUCUUCAACUUUUUUACUUCUCGGACGUUUUUAUAAGAGAUCUAGAAUCAAGACAAUUCACCACAAAAACAUUCAAGUUGGAAUUUCUGUUACUGUAGUUUCAACAUACAAAUGACAAAAAUAUUCAACUUUAGUUAAACAUAUAGUUGUUUGUGACAAAUAAAGCUGGUCUAUGAUAAAACAUGCCUUCACAUUAAUUUUGAAUUGAUUACAAAGUGAUAUAGAGCUAGUUCUCAUUGUGACCUGUAAAGUAAUAUAUUAGCUUCAUUCACUAUUACAAUCAAAACCACUUUAAUAUCGUUGUAAUAGACAUGUUCGAUUAUGAAAUUGUUCAUUGUUGCAGACAAAAUUUACCUCUCACUAAUCAAAACUGUUGAAUAUUUUUAUUAUUUGUGUGUUAAAUAUGAAAUUUGACAAACACUUCAUCAAUAAAUAGCUGAUACCAGUUUACCAUUUUGAUGAAGAGUUUCAUAGAUUUUAUGUGACUCACCAACAUGAAACUUACUAAAAAGUCAGAAGUAAAAGAACCAAGUACAACAAUUUUGAUAUUGCACUUGUACUGUCUCUGAUCUGGUGCAGAAUCAAACCCACAAAUAAAACUAAUUACUAAUUGGAAAGUUUCACCAAUUCAUAUGCAUGUUGGAAUAUUUGGAAGCAAUUUAUCUUUAUUUGUAUUCAAUCAUUUUUGUUGAUUAAUUUGUCCUUUUCAUGUUAAAAAUUGUUUUGGUAAUCACAUCUUUUGGGGUACAACUCUUCUAUGACCUUCACAUAUGUCAUUUCUAGGGUCAUUCUGAACAUGUCCAUGUAUAUUUAUAUAGGGCGCUCAUGCCAUAUUUUUUGUUUUCGUUAAAAACUUCGUAUUUUCAAAUGUUUCAUAAUGUCUGAUCCUAUAUCCCACUGUUCCCAUCAUUCUAGUGAGUAGAAAACUAACCUAACCUAAGAUAGAAUUCUAUCUUAAUUUAGGUUAGAACUUUUGACCUUGACAUACACGUAUUCCGACCUAUUGACGGCCUUUUUUACUGAAGUUGCUUGUCCAUAUUCUUUAUCCAACAAAACGCUCCACCUAAACAUUUUUUUAUCUUUUGUUAUAUCUACCCUGCGGUGCCUCGUCGGGAGCCUCCAUUUCGUAUAUUUGUUAUCAACAUUUCACUCCCUACCACAUUUGCCAAGGUCAUAGGAAAGUUGUAUCCUAAAAGAUAAAAUUUCCAUUGUUUUUUAUCAUAAGUUAUUCAAUCAAACCAAAAAGCAGUUGCAAGAAAACAAAAGGAGUAUUUGAGUUGAAUUGAAUAUUUGAUAUAAUUUUUUUUUGUUCAAGAUAUAGUUGAUAGAAAAAGGCACAAGUGUUUGCUUAUCUUGAAAUUUUGGGAUAGCUCGUGAUAAUGGAAAGUUUUUGCUCUGACUAUAACAGAGAAGCUUAUCGAUUAGAACACUUGAGGAACUGAGAUAACUAAAGAACAAUAUUUGAACUAGUUUGGUUUAAAAAUAUAUUGUUUUGCAUCUAAAAAAAAUUUACAUUCUAAAAAUACCAAAUUUAGUAUCUGGAAUAUCUUUAUUUAAAGUAGCUGCUAGACUUAAACCCAAAAUUUUUCUUGUAUCCUUUGGAUCUAUGAUUCCAUCAUCCCAAAGCCUAAAAUAUAAAAGAAUCAAAUGAACACAUAUAUAAACAAUUGAAUAAACUAGUAAGAAAAGUUAAUUCCAAAUAUUUUUUUCACUGAGUAUGUGAAAAAGGAGAAAAGCCUUAUCCUAAAGUUCGAGAGUGAAUAACGUACCUUGCAGUGCUAAAAUAAGGUGAAGCUUCAUUUUCAAAUUUUUCUAAAAUGGGCUUUUCAAAAGUUUUUUUUUGUUCUUCAGUCCAAUCUUUUCCAUAACUGGCAAUUUGAGAUAGUACUCCAGCAGCUUGUUCACCUCCCAUCACUCCUAUCUUUGCAUUGGGCCACAUGUAAAGGAAUCGAGGAGAAUAUGCCCUUCCACACAUACCAUAAUUACCAGCUCCAUAGGAUCCCCCGAUUAUUACUGUGAUUUUUGGAACUUUAGCACAAGAAACUGCUGUUACUAGUUUGGCUCCAUUUUUGGCUAUACCACCCAUUUCUGCUUGUCGACCCACCAUAAAACCUAUUGGACAAAUGACAACAUUUUAUACGAGGUGUGAUUAUUAAGUAACGAAACUAGCGCUGCUACAGAAAAAGAAUUAAGCAUGCGCCUAAGGUUAACGUCUGCCAGCUGUUUAGCCUAAAGCCUACUCUUUUGAACUCAAUGUCUACCGUGUCUAUAGAUAAAUCAGUGUAGCCGUCGCCUUCGUUUGUUUAUUUGAUUCGCCUUAAAAAUGAUCGUGGUAACAAUAGGGAAACGGAUUGUUGUGAAAUUUCACAUUAAACUUGGUAAAAUUGAAAAUCAUAAUUCAUUGAAACAAUUGAAUGGAAAUGAAUGUUUUUUGCGUUCACGUGUUUUUAAGUAGUUGUAGUGUUUUCAAGAUGGCAGAUUUAAACAACAAGAAGCUCGCAAAAAUAUUUGUAUUUACAUUUUGAAUGCAUUUGAAAAUGACUCAAACUUAUUUGAGAACAUAAUAAUCAAAUGUGAAUUAAAAGGAAAGAUUUGAGUCUGUUGAAAAAAAAACUUCCUGCACUGUUUAGAACAAUGGAAGAUUCCCAUGAAGCGAUGUAGGAAUAGAGGAGAUGUAUGUAUCGAAAGUGAUAAUAAAUAAAUGUAGGAGGAAGCAGCCUUAAGUUCGAUUCACACAUAUCCCUGAAAAAGAGUUUGCUCGAGUCACUUUUCUCCUUUUAGUUUACUAAGAAUUUCGCCAGCAGAUAUUUUUUUCCACUGAAGGUCACGGUACGGUACAUCACGUCAUGGCACGGCACGGAUAUAUAUGAAUCGACCUUAAGGCCAGCAAUAGCAGUCGGGAAUAAAACGCAGACGGCAAGGGUUACGCAAUUAAGACGAUUUCCCGCUCAUUUAACGUAUCAACCACAUAUACCAACAAAACCCUAGACAACCAAAAAAUCCCCAAAUAAAAUGCUUUAUAUCACCUGUCUCAUUUAAGCUACACCUCAUAUAUGAAUAAUUAAUAUUUCUAAUGUCUUUAUCAUUGAAUGAUAUCACCAGUUAGUUUAACAGUUUCUUGUAUAAAGAAACUGAUUUAUAGAAAAUGUUGUACUACACCAAGGGUUGUACAUUACAGUAGAACCCCUCACGUCCGCCCUCGACUGGUCUGCCACUCCGGUUAAUACGAAUAGUAUUAUCGAUAUGAAUAAUUUGAAAGUACAUUCUGAUUUUCCAAUUCAUAGUAGAUAUAUGAAAUUAAUUGCUGGUUUAAUAUUCCCCUUAUAGCUUGUCCGUUUAAGUACUCCUACGUUACUUUUUCAUUGAGUGAAAAAUUACAAAGACUCAACAAAGAGGUAUCAUUCGAAAAAAUUGCUAAGGAACUCAAUAUAAGCUUUACGACGAUUAAAGAUUGGAGAAGUGAUCGAAAAGACAUAUACAGUGACAAUAGAUGGUGAAAACGCUUUUAAAAAUCGCAAAACAUUGACAAUGCAUUGUAGAUGUGAUUUUGCCAAGAAAAAAGGAAA
Molecule: messenger RNA, 4481 nt
Organism: Diorhabda carinulata
Lineage: Eukaryota; Metazoa; Arthropoda; Insecta; Coleoptera; Chrysomelidae
Product: coiled-coil domain-containing protein 86
Exons: 2
Coding region: 117-569 (150 amino acids)
Cellular component (GO): nucleolus
Source: RefSeq, a predicted model, not a curated record